GUGCUCAACAGGCAGCACGCGAGGCCUAUGGCCGAUGCCGUUACAAUCCGAGGAAGAACGGAUACGUGAAGUGCUGCGUGAAUUGAAAUCAAGAAAAGAAGGCGGUGACGUCAAAGAGGAUAUCGAGAGAAUCGAGAGAAUCCUCAAAGAUCCACUUUUUAAACAACUAUCCCAUCAGCCAACAUCUUCUCCGGAAACCUUCAAAUCAGAUAAUCGUAGGAAUAGCGCUGCAGAGAAACGAGUUGUAGAGAUCAGCAAACGGAUCGAGAGUAGUGAAAUUCGGAAGAAUCUCAAACAAAAUCAAAAGCUUCUGUUCAUCUACGUGGAUGCAAAACUCGUCGAUCCGGUUGUUCUAGAGACAAAAGAAAAAUCAUCUCGUCUGCUGGUUGUCGGUCCAAAAGACGUCAAGAAUCGAUCAACUGGCAAACUUCGGAUAGGAGAUUGCGUGGUGGCCAUCGAUGCGUCAGGUGGAAGUUCCGUUCCAUCUGCACCAUCGUCGACUGUCUCCUCCGACGAUACGAAAGGAGCCGCCGCCACCACCACUGCUCGCUUUGCAAUUCAUAAUCAAACGAUAGGAAAGUCGGAAUUCGAAACUGCGUGCCACAAAUCGAUCUCUGCCAAACAGCACCUGGUUGUCGGUGUUAUACGUGAAGCAACUCCCAUGGUGUUAUCUGGUGAUUGGACACAAGUUGAAGUGAUCCAUCUGAACACAGAAACUGGAGGUCUUGGAUUUGGAAUUGUCGGUGGAACAAGUACUGGAGUCGUUGUUAAAACUAUUCUACCAGGCAGUCCUGCAGAUAAAGAUGGACGCCUUCAGCCCGGGGAUCACAUUUUACAAAUAGGCAAUAUCAACUCACACGGGAUGAGCAGUCAGCAGGUUGCUACAAUUCUGAGACAUCAACAUCCGACAGUGGAUAUGAUUGUUGGGCGACCAAUCGCAUAUGCAGACAAACCAAUAGAUACUCCAGAGUGCUUCACAUUAGCCACAAAGGCGGCUCUUUGUGCCACGACGCUCGAGGAGGCUUUGCAGCGACAAAUGGCAACAUCGGUACCAUCAACGACUGCAAAUCAGACACCCAACACACUAUCACCGUCGAUCAGUUGUGUUCCGAUUGAAGAGGAAAAAGAGGAAAAAGAGCCCGAGCCUGAGCCGACUACAUCAAAAGAGCAACCCAUCAAAAUCACAACGUAUCUACCAGACACAAUAGAUAUUAGGAAACCUUGUGAUUGUGCACCGAAUUAUAAUCGGAGGGACAAACGAAAAAGUAGUUGUGAUGAUGGUGAACAUGGUGAUGGAGAUGGAGGUGGUGGUUGUAAAAAGACAAAAGAAGAUCACCAGGAAGAGGAAAAUGAGAUCGAUAGUAAAGAUGAAUUAGGAGAAAUGGUACGGUCACCAACAGUGGAGACGGGCCAGUCAGACGAGAAUUCAGUAGUGACUAGUGUUAGUCGUAGCAGUAAACGGAAUAGUAAUUCGAUUACUUCACGGAUUUCGCUCAAAUCCUUACAGGAAAUGGCGCUCACAGUAUUUUUGCGGGAAAAUUGGGAAUCAACCAAGUUUGAAUUGAUUGACGUGGCAUUACAUCGUGAUCCGGCACUAGGUCUCGGGAUUACUGUAGCUGGAUAUGUUCAUAAAAAGGAAGAAAUCGGUGGCAUUUUUGUCAAGUCGUUGGUUCCACGCUCGGCUGCCUCGUCCAGUGGAGUUAUCAAAGUGCACGACCUUAUUCUAGAGGUCAACGGCACAACUCUAGAGCACAUGUCACAUGCGGAUAGUGUCCGAACUCUUGUAAAAUCAGGAGAUCAAGUAAAACUGAAACUGGUCCGCUUCCCGUUGAGCUCGCCGCAAGCUCAAUGCCUAAAAAUGUUGCAACAACAGGAAACGGAGACGCAAGUGAUUGAUGUGAAGCUUUCGAAUCCGGAUUUAGUGAAAGAGUGGAAAAGUCGAAUAGGAGAUGAUAUUGAAAUUAUUGCGGCGGUUGUUAAACCGGAUAGGCAAUCUGUCGACGGAGGGCUAGGAAUAUCGUUAGAAGGUACUGUAGAUGUGCUCAAUGGAGCACAACUCUGCCCACAUCAUUAUAUCGAAUCGAUUCGUCAAGAUGGACCUGUAGCAAAGACGAAGGUUCUGCAAGCAGGAGACGAAUUACUCCAAGUCAAUCAUUCUCCAUUAUAUGGAGAAUCUCAUGUGACUGUGAGACAAGCAUUGACAAGAGCUGUACAUUCUGGAGCUCCUGUAACGUUGAUUGUGGCAAGGAGAUCCCAACACCUUCACGUCUUCGAACCAACAACUUACGAGAAACAACUUCCAUUAUCAUUUCCAUUUCUGGCGGCAAACCAGGAAACAGUUGUGAAAGCAAAAUCAGACAUUGAUCUAACAUCUACAAGAGCCGAAACAACGCAUCUUUUGCAAAGAGUAUCACGGAGAUUACGGUCGAAAUCUUUGGAAAAUUUCCAUGGAUUGGCGGUGUGGAAUUGUGUACCACUUGUCAUUCAUUUAUGUAAAGAUUCGAGAGGAUUAGGAUUUUCAAUUGUUGAUUAUAAGGAUCCAACACAUCGCGACGAAAGUGUGAUUGUUGUACAAUCCCUUGUACCUGGAGGAGUUGCUCAAGCCGAUGGACGUGUCGUUCCAGGCGAUCGCUUGUUGUUUGUGAACAAUCAUGAUUUGUCCAAUAGCAGCCUCGAAAGAGCAGUCGCUGUGCUGAAAGCCGCUCGAAUGGGACCUGUAAGGCUAGGACUUGCGAAACCGAUUCCAGUUGAUCAGUCACAAUUCACCUCCCACUCACCACUUUGCUCAAGAAGCGAACGAUUGCUAGCGAGAGGAAGAAGUCCACGGGGUCGAAGGAGAUAUACAUCCGGUACCACUUCAAGUCAGGAAACUGUGUGGAUUGGUACAGCUGAACAAUAUCGAAAGCUUCAUCCUCAAGGCUAUUAUCCGUCAAGAAGUCCGUCAGCAGCACGAAGUGAACGGAGUAUCGAGGGUUCGGAAUUCUCAAUGACAUCGUGGUCUCCGUGCUCGACAAGAUCGGUUUCUCCAUGUGGAUCGCCGAUUUCUUUAAGAGGAUCCUGGGCGUACGACGUAGUAUUUCUUCCAACUCAUCUAGAACGGACAGUGAAGCUUCAAAAAGGAGCACUUCCACUGGGAGCAGUGUUAGACGGGGAUAAGGAUAAGGGUGUCAACGGGUGUGUAGUGAAAAGUAUCUGUGGAAAGAAGGCUGUUGCUUUGGAUGGAAGGAUUCAAGUCGGCGACUUCAUCACCAAAAUUAACACCGAAUCCUUGCGCAAUGUGACCAACUCACAAGCUCGAGCAAUUCUGAAACGGACCAAUCUAGUGGGAACCUUUUGCAAUGUCACAUACAUCACAUCAGCGGAUGCAAAAACUUGGAAAGAGAGGUUUCAGCGGCCUUCCGAGUCGUCGUCUCCGAUUAUUAAUCGACUUUCGCCAAAAGUAUUUCCCAAAUUCUAUCGGAGUCCAUUUAUGCAACGCCAAGAGAGUCAAUCUAAAACUGAGAUGACAGAUGAUGAGACUGAAGCUCCAUCGAUAAUGACGGAUUCUAUGUCGGAGCAUAUUAAAACAUUCGAUCUAGCGGAGGGAAGUAGUAGGUCCCACCAUGAUGAGCAAGAAGUGAGGAAUCGAAUGAGCCGGCUGAUUGAUGGAGUGGAAGUUGAUGAUUUUGUCAAUUUAAUUAUAAAAGAAGCCAUCACCGAUGCGACAAUCGAACUGAGAGUGUUGCAUAAAACAAAAGAUUGGAGCAACUGCAACCACAAGCGAGAAGAACGAUUGGAAUCCCCACCGCUUCCACCUCCACCGCCGGAAGUUCUCUCGUCACCUCCGAAAAGUCCAGUUGCAUCAGUUCAACCAACUCCUCGGGAUCUUGAAGAAGUUCUGACUCGAUCAACAGCUUCAUCACUAGAAUAUCAUUCUGGACAACGGACGUCUCAGCUUCACAUUCUAAGCACUGAGGAGGAAGUUCUACAAGCAACACCACCUUCAUCGCCUGAAAACAAAUCUUCUGAAGUGCCUCCAUCGAUUUCUCCGAGUGGCAUCAAAUUAGCAGGUGAAGUGACUGCUCCAGAAGAAAUAGAAGUUGUGAAGGAGCAAGCAGAAAAUGUGGAUAGAGCAGAAACAGCAGCAACAGGAGCAGAAGUUGAAGCAACAUCGACUCCAACAGCAGAAGCAAUAGGAAAUAGUAAAGACGACGAAUCGACGACGACUUCAAUUAGUCAGCAGUCGGUUGGUCUACAGACUCAGGCACUUAACAGCACUGAAGUUAAUAGCAAUAUGUCAAGAGUCACGUCAAGGACACCUUCAACCGGAUCUGAAAGUCUUCAGAAUCAGGCCCGUCAACUAGUUCGUUCGAAAUACUGGGGAGAAGCUAGAACAGUGACUCUUGUCAGAGAGCCUAACAAGUCUUUCGGAAUAUCAAUUGUUGGUGGUCGAGUGGAAGUGUCUCAGAAAGGUGGACUCCCCGGAACUGGAAAUACUGUCUGUGGUAUUUUUAUCAAGAGUGUUCUACCGAAUAGUCCGGCUGGAAGAAGUGGACAGAUGAAUAUGGGAGAUCGAGUUAUUAGCGUAAAUGACGUGGAUCUUCGUGACGCGACCCACGAGCAAGCGGUGAAUGCAAUCAAAAAUGCAUCGAAUCCGGUUCGCUUCGUUCUUCAAUCUCUUCACACGAACCAGCAGAACAUGAUCAACUCAGCAUCAAACUCCACAGUUGGCUCUGUAAGAUUUGAGAACGCAAAGCCCGAAGAAGAGCUACCACCGACUGCGCUCGUAACUCCACUGAAACCAAUGAUAAGCAGCAGUGGUUCAUCAACAUCUAAACCAGCGAUGAACUUUCCACCACCAUCAAUUUCAACAACUACAACUACAUCAAUGGAGUCUGAAAGUAAAGAGGAAGAGGCAACAAGUUCAUCACCGGAUAUCCAGAGAGAAAAUACAGUUAAACGGAGAAGUAUGGAUGUAGAAAGGGAACAACCUGAAGCAAACCCAGUAGAAGAAACUUCUAUAGUCAAGGAGAAAACUCCUCCACGAAAAAUAUCUGCAAAGUCGAAUUCCAGUCAAAAGGAGAGUAACGACCGUAAAGAAAUUAAAAAGCAGAAAAGUGUAGAACGAGAAAUGUCAGUUGAAAGUAAGAAAAGUGUACGAAGCAUUAAGAAACAUCGGCAGGAAUCUACAAUAAUCAAAAAAUCCCCAUCUAACGAAACAGCUCCACUUAUAGUAUCUGAUGUGAGUAGCUCUGAAACACACGAAGAUGAGCCACAGGCAAUGUCACCAUCUACCUCAUUUGAUACACGUGACGCUGAUGCAAUGAGAGCACUUGGAAUCGACGAUGAUUCUGCGGCAUUUCAAAUUAAAAAUGACGGAGAAGAACCAUCGAAAUUUUUCUAUACAGCUGGAAAAAUCGAGAGAAAAUACGAUUCGGAUGGUGGAGAGCUCGUUCUUGUUGCAUGUGAACGACCGGAUGGAGGUCUCGGGAUUUCGUUGGCAGGGAAUAAAGAUCGAGAUAAACAAAAUGUAUUCGUUGUGAACGUCCGUCCAUCUUGUCCACUGGCUAUCCGGCCCGGAGAUGAACUUCUCGAAAUCAAUGGACGCCUUCUCAACAAGAUCUCCCACGUCGCAGCGUCAGCAGUAGUCCGAGAGUGUUGUGAUCAGCAUCAGAAUAUUGAAAUUGUGUUGAGAAGAAGGAAUGGGGCUUUGAACGAAUGCGCGGUACGAAGUGACACGAUCACCAGCAGUCAGUCUCUCCCUUCACCUCCGACGUCUCCCUCGACAUUGGCUCCUUCCGAAUCGAAGUCGACAGCACCACAAAUGCCAACGACUACAGAAGGCAUUGAGAAUGCUGCUCCAAAUCAAGAAGAAUUAAGCCGAAAGAAGUCGUUUUCCCAAGAACGUACUCAAGCAAUCGAGAAUGGACGGGAAACGAUGAUCGAAAUCGAUAAAGAUGGAAAAGGUCUAGGCCUGUCGAUUGUCGGUGGAGCAGAUACUGUACUUGGUACAGUAGUCAUUCACGAAGUAUAUUCCGAUGGAGCAGCUGCUCAUGACGGCCGGCUCAAGCCUGGAGAUCAGGUUCUAGAAGUGAAUGGAACAUCGUUACGAGGUGUCACACAUGACCAGUCGAUCGCAUAUUUGAGAAGGACACCGCCAAAAGUUCGGCUGUUAAUAUAUCGAGAUGUGAAUCUUCAGCUGUCGUUACUGGAUCCAACUCAAAUCUAUAACAUUUUUGAAAUUGAUUUGGUGAAGAAAACAGGAAGAGGCCUCGGAAUUUCAAUUGUCGGGAGAAAGAAUGAACCGGGUGUAUAUGUCAGUGAAAUUGUGAAGGGAGGACUAGCGGAGUCUGAUGGACGUCUCAUGACUGGAGAUCAAAUUCUUGAAGUCAAUGGGAAAGAUGUGAGGGGAUGUAUGCAAGAAGAUGUUGCGGCGAUGCUUAAGACGAUUACUGGUAAAGUGCAUUUAAAGCUCGGCCGUUGGAAGAUCACAGAAACAGCAAAUCGAGUUCACGCUGCAACACAGGCGCUAGCAAAAUCGGCGACGACUCCAAGGACAACAGAAAAUAAUAAUGACCCCGUUAGACCCGUGGCUGUCGCUGUAUCCAGUCCAGCCGCCACGCCAAGUACUUCUGCAAGUGUGACAGUAACAUCAGCGCCUGCAACAUCAGUACCUGAGCCGAAUGUUGUGGUGGAGCCGAUUCCAGGUCCGACAAGUGCAAGGGAGGAGAGGAACGAUGUUCCACCACCGGCACCUCCAAUGAGACCAAUUAUCACUCAUACGUCUCCCGAAGGUUGUGAGACUCAACAAGAACCAGCUGGAUUGUCACCGGUCACGGAAGAACCUUCUUCGGGUUGUGACUUUAUGAGUGUACAAGAAGAAGAACAACCACGUACACCAACAACCACUACCUCGAGCAGCAAUAACAACAAUUCACUUGCAAUUGAUAUUAUUCAUGACCUGAAAGAAGAAGGCAGCGAUACGUUGCUCGUCGAGCUCAAAAAGGUUGUUGAUCAGCAACUUGGCAUGGGAAUUGGAAAGAGAUCACGAGGAAUUUUGGUAACUUCUCUACAACCUGGAUCAGCUGCCGCUGAGAAAUUGAAAGUUGGAGAUCGGAUUUUAGCGGUCAAUGCGCUUCCAGUUUCUGAUCAGCUCUCCGCGGUGACAUUUGUCAAAGCCUCCGGUCAACGGCUGUAUCUUCAAAUUGCCCGUCCACACAGUAUCCCUCAACAAUGAAAAGACUAGUACUGUAGACCCUCUCUCACACACUUCUCCCUGUUACAACAUACGUGAUAUUUUAGUCUUGUAGGUGAUCAAACACUCAAUUCGUUUCGAUUUCCGGGUUUUACACUCUUUCCCUUCAUAUUCGUCGUUCAUUUUCUGACGAACUUCUAAUAAUAUUCUAGCAUUCCUACCUUCAAAAGUGCUCAAUGUUAUUCGUACCGCUUCCCCCUUAAAAUUAUUUCCUUGUUUUUUUCUUGAUUCGAAUCCUCUCCCCCAACUUUCAACACAACUCAGGUUUCCAUAUUUUUUUCUUAAUUUUUUUUGAAUUUUUUUUUUUGAAAUAUAGGCGAGCAAUUUUAUGCAUUUUGUAGGCAGUCAAUUAUGUCUCGCCUCUUCUGUCAAACUCUGCAGGGUACUUUUUUGAAAUGUUUUUCUUUUUGAAGUUUUACCGUUUUUUUUUUUGAAAACUAUUCAAUUCGUUCCAAACAUGCUGAAUAUCUAGUCGUUUUACACCCAUUUGCAAAGUAUGCGGUGAUAUUAUUUCCUUAAGUUUAGUGUUCUAUCUUUUAGUCCUUAUUUUGGAUCUUUCAUUGUUUUAUUUUUGGAUAAUUUCCCACGCAUGAAUAGUAUAUAAUAAACUGUUUUUCUUGUG
This is a messenger RNA of Caenorhabditis elegans, 7856 nucleotides long. RefSeq names its product PDZ domain-containing protein (gene mpz-1). The transcript has 42 exons. NCBI's taxonomy places the organism in Eukaryota, Metazoa, Nematoda, Chromadorea, Rhabditida, Rhabditidae. The record is from RefSeq and is marked reviewed. Gene Ontology annotation, cellular component: membrane. The coding region runs from base 35 to 7216 and encodes 2393 amino acids.